Solenopsis invicta (red fire ant) is the source of this 2039-nucleotide messenger RNA. Its product is annotated as odorant receptor 43a. Gene Ontology annotation, cellular component: plasma membrane. Gene Ontology annotation, molecular function: olfactory receptor activity; odorant binding. Gene Ontology annotation, biological process: detection of chemical stimulus involved in sensory perception of smell; sensory perception of smell. Bases 796 to 1908 code for a protein of 370 amino acids. The transcript is spliced from 7 exons. NCBI's taxonomy places the organism in Eukaryota, Metazoa, Arthropoda, Insecta, Hymenoptera, Formicidae. The record is from RefSeq and is a predicted model, not a curated record.
AUUAAUUUAUUCUUGUGAUGAACCAUAUCAUUCCUGUUCCUCUUAACUUUUAUGCAGUGUCCCUACGUAAUUUUUAAAAUAAUAUUUAAUAUAAUAAAUAUGUCAAUUUUGAGUCUAGAAUAUAUUAAAGAACAGAUUAAUGAAUAUAAUGGCAAGGUAAAUUAAAAAUAUUGCUUAUAAGAAAGUUAUUGUACCAAAUUUAAAUUAAUAUAUAAGCUAUAAUAUCAACUUCUGUAUAAUAUUACAUUCACUUAUGUGUCAUAACGAUGUCAAAAAAAAGACUUUCAGAACUAUGUACAAAAGAGUUACAUUAUCUCCUCUUUUCACUAUAACAUUUCUGAAUUUAUCUGCUUGAUAUGUAGAAUUUUAUUGAACUUGCUAUAACAUUAUUCACCACUCUGAAGAAUACGCGGACGAAGAAUAGAACUAUAGAAAGUAUAAAAAAACUUCUUCAGCAUAAUCAUGAUGUACUGCGAUGCAAUAUUUUUCAUCUCUUGUCUCAUUUUACUAGAUAUAAACGGUUUUUAUGACUGUAAAGUUGUGCUCGUAAAGCUUCGUCUUAGGUAGCAAUAGCUGGGGGUAGCAAUCAAUUGGGAAUAGAGUUUUCAAUAUUUAAUGGGGCGUUCAACAUACGACGAGUUUUCAAAAGAGGGUGAAUAUUGCUUCACAUUAUGACAGGAAGAGCGAGAUAACCGUUCAUAGCAGUUUUAAACAUGGACAUUACAGAACCUUCAGGUUACAAAGAUUUCAGAUUUCGUGUGGGCAGUUGAAAUACAUCGCUUAAGCUUUGAAAUAAUGGGUUUAUGGCCCGAAGGUGACAAAUUUGAAACAAGUAAUUUAUGGUUGAAACUUCGUGUAAUCAUUAUUUUAAGUUUAAUAAUAUUUGUUACCAUUAUUCCAAUGAUACAUUCAGUUAUACAAGUAUGGGGCAACAUGGUACUGGUAGUAGACAAUUUACGUCUUACAUUACUUUUCAUAAUAACAUUAAUGAAAUACGUUAUUAUGCUGUCGAAACGAACAGUUAUUUUGUCAAUUAUAAAUAUGAUGGUGGAAGAUUGGAUAGUAUUCAAAUCGAAUAUAGAGAGAGCCGUGAUGAUAAAACAAGCACAAAUUGCUCGAGUAAUCAUAGUUAUUGGAUACUUCAUCAUGAUAAUAGGAGCUUUUGGAACAAUAAUUUCAGCCUUUUUUGGCAUACAAAUAGCGUCAGUAACAAAUCGUACGGAUCAGCAUAAGACGUUACUGUUUUUGACAUAUGACUUCUAUGAUACAGAUAAAAGUCCGCAGUUUGAAUUGACAUUCUGUAUUCAUAUUAUAUCGCUCGUGACUGCAACUACUGUAUUUAUGUCAGUAGACAAUUUUUUAGUGCUACUAGUUUUUCACAUUUGUGGCCAGUUAAAAAACUUUAGAUGUCGACUAGUUAAUAUGACGUCAUGCAAAAACUACAACAAAACACUAAAUAAUAUCGUAACAUCUCAUUUACGUAUGAUCAGAUUUGCUGAUAAUAUCGAAAAUACAUACUCUUUAAUGAUGUUAUUUAUGUUACUUCACUUCAUUGUUGUAUUCUGCCUAUGCGGGUUCUGUUUUAUAUUAGAAAUGGAUGAAGUUACGACAAAAAUUUACAUUUCGAUAAUUACACUUAUAAUCUUAUUAAUGAAUACUUUUUUGUAUUGUGGUGCAGGAGAACUUUUAACGGAACAGUCCAAUGCAGUAUAUCGUGCAAUAUGCAAUCUUGAGUGGUACAAAUUGGAAUCAAAAAAUGCGAGAAAUAUUAUUUUAUUAAUAGUUCGAACACAUCAUCCUAUUUGUAUUACUGCAGGAAGAAUUAUUCCAUUAACAAUGUCUACUUUUUGCAGCGUAUUAAAAACAUCGAGUGGAUAUAUAACAUUUUUAUUGGCAAAACAUGGUUAAAAAUUAAGACAAUAUAUUAAUACUUACGUAUCAUAAAGAAAUGAAUGUAUAUUCAACUAAAUAAUUACAAAUAGAUGGCAGUAUAUUGUAUUAACAAUUACUAGAAUAGAAAUAAAUUUUUUUCUUGUUUA